Molecule: messenger RNA, 4177 nt
Organism: Conger conger (European conger)
Lineage: Eukaryota; Metazoa; Chordata; Actinopteri; Anguilliformes; Congridae
Product: disintegrin and metalloproteinase domain-containing protein 15-like
Exons: 24
Coding region: 593-3556 (987 amino acids)
Biological process (GO): innate immune response; proteolysis; integrin-mediated signaling pathway
Molecular function (GO): integrin binding; metalloendopeptidase activity
Source: RefSeq, a predicted model, not a curated record
CGCAGCCUCCGUUAGAGCGCGUGGGAGACGCACAAGUUGAACUAACGGGCACGGUACUCUCGUGGCACACUAUACCCAACAAUAGCGUAACGACAGGCUAGCUUGACUACACAACAGUGGAAUAUUAUCGGUAUAUUUCAAUACCUGCAAUCAUUUAUAAAGGUAAACAGAGGGCUAAACAUAACGCUUUUGAGACGCGCUGGCCGUUUAACCGAAUUAGCUACAGUAGGUAUACUUAACGGGACGCUUGUCUAUAUCUGUCUGUUAUUGGUGCGUCAAGUUAGCUGGUGCUGGAGCGGCACCUGCUCAGAACGACAUUUAUUUUUACACCCAAUACUUGUAUCCACAAUGAUUUUGAACUCUAAUUUUGGAUGUUACAUCAAUGUCAGUACUUAAAACAUUCUCCGCAGAUACUGUUGCGGAACCUUUCGUUCUGGUCACUGCGCAUUUGCAGGCAAAAUGAAACCAUUUAUCUCGUACAACUGUACGUUGAUACGUCCGACGGAAUCGACAGCUGCUACAAGUUUGAGCAAGACGGCGUUUCAUGCUCAUACCAACCAAGUGGAUUGGCAUUUAUUAGCCUAAUGGAAACAUGAAGACGACAUGCUGCCAGUCCAUGACGCUGUUUUCAAUGCAGGCCCCAGUGAUUUUGUUGGAGACAUUGCUUAUAGUUAUAAUAUGCGGUGCCGUUUCUAAAACGCUAGCUGUAGCUAACAGCAGUUUCGGAUUACAGUACGACAUCGGUUCGCAAAUCCCUUUGUCUGUGGACAAAGUGCCAAAUUUCCGAAGGAGAGCGACAGCUGAAGACAAACCUCUGACUGAGACAACAACGCCCCUCUCUUUCCAUAAAAGCCCUGAGCACCAAGGCGGGAGAGUGGGGCAGCCAGUGAGAACCAGGCCCUUUGUAGUGGUGGAGGGGGAAAGGAAGAGCCUUAAAGAAGCACUGCAGCAUGGCCAUCCAAAAACUGUGCAGUGUGGUCUACAGGUGAGAGGGUCCCUCUACCUGCUGAACCUGGAGAAAAAUGAGGAUCUGCUGCCCAGCCCCCCUACUGUGUUCUACUACCCUGCUGAUGGCAAGGGGGUGACCCGGGACCAGAGUCCGGUGACACACUGUUUCUACCAUGGCUCAGUGCAGGGAUUUCCCCAGUCCAGAAUCGCCCUCAGUACCUGCGCUGGCCUGAGGGGAGCGAUCGUGAUCAAUUCCACUCUCAGCUUUGAGCUGGAGCCCGAGGAAGAGGAGGGGAAGAAUCCGGAGGAAGAUGCAGAAGUGCGGAGCGGGGGGCAGAAGGAAGAGGGGGUGCACGUGCUGUACUCCGCCCGGCAGCGGUGGUCUGGGGCGGGCACCUGUGGGGGGUCCCACGAACCACUGCCUCCUCUGGACGUCCCGCGACACAGGCACAGAAGUAAGAGGGACGUUCUCAGGGAGACCAAGUACAUAGAGCUGGUGCUGGUGGUGGAUCACAGCGAGUUCCUGAACUACAAGAAGGACAACAGGACCGUCGUCUACCGCAUGCUGGACGUCUCCAACCAAGUGGACUGGUUCUUCAGACCCCUGGGUGUGCGGGUGGCCCUGGUGGGGCUGGAGAUCUGGAACGGCGGGGACAGGAUUCGAAUGGACGGCGGCCCCUCCGACACCCUGGACCGCUUCCUGGACUGGCGCGCCCGCGAACUCCUGCCCCGCCUGCGCCAUGACAACGCCCAGCUGGUCCUGGGGAAGGCUUUUAACGGUCGCACUGUUGGGAUGGCCUCCCAGUCCUCCAUGUGUUCUUCGGAACGGUCCGGUGGGAUCAGCGUGGACAACCUGGUCAGCGUGCUGGGCGUGGCCUCCACAGUGGCCCAUGAGCUGGGGCACAACCUGGGCAUGAUCCACGACACGCCAGACCGCCAGUGCGUGUGCCAAAACCCCGCCCUGGAGGGCGGCUGCAUCAUGGAACCCACCACCGGGUUCCUGCCAGGGCAGAUGUUCAGCAGUUGCAGCGCUCAGGACCUGUCCGCCAGCCUGCUCCAUGGGGCCGGGGCCUGCCUGUUCAACGUGCCCCAGCCCGGGAGCCUCCUGGGAGGGCCGCGCUGCGGAAACCUGUACGUGGAGCAGGGCGAGGAGUGCGACUGUGGCCUGACGCACGAGUGCGAGGAUCCCUGCUGCAACGCCGCCACGUGCAAAUUGGUUCCAGAGGCCCAGUGUUCCUCUGAUGGCAUCUGCUGUGACAACUGCAAGCUUCGUCCUGCGGGCUCUUUGUGCCGGGCGCCCCUGGGGGAGUGCGACCUCGCAGAGCACUGCUCCGGCACCUCUGCCCACUGCCCCGCCAACGUGUACCUCCAGGACGGACACCCCUGCGAGGGCGGCGGGGCCUACUGCCACAGCGGGGUCUGCGCCAGCCUGGACUCCCAGUGCCGGGACCUCUGGGGCACCAACUCAACCCAGGCUCCAGAAGUCUGCUUCUCCUCCGUCAACAAACUGGGCAACAAGUUUGGCAACUGUGGCCAGAUGGCCAACGGAAGCUACGUGUCUUGUUCAGAUGCUGACGUGCAUUGUGGGAAAAUUCAGUGUCAGGGAGGCAACGACCGGCCCCUCCUGGGCAGCAGGGUGCAGAUCCUCACCACCAAGGUCCGCCGAAACCAAAGCGAGCUGGUUUGCCGCACCAGCUUCUUUGACCUGGGAGAAGACGUCUCUGACCCGGCUACGGUGGCUCAGGGCACUGCCUGUGGACCCGGCAAGGCCUGUUUAGACCGGCAGUGUCGGGAUGCGGGCGUUUUUGGUGUGGAGGAGUGCCUGGGGCAGUGCAGCGGCCAUGGGGUGUGCAACAGCAACCACAACUGUCACUGUGACGCGGGCUGGGCCCCGCCCGACUGCAAAUACUCAGGAUAUGGAGGCAGUUUGGACAGCGGACCCAUCAUGGAGCCCAGAGGGACCGAUGCCACACGAGUGGCCCUGGUGGUCAUUUCGGUCGCAGUCCUGCUGGGGCUGCUGCUCUUCCUGCUGCUGCGGUACCCCCACCUCCGCCGACGCCUCUUCGACCUCCGCAGCAUCCCCUUCCUCAAGGGCCCCAGCCGACAGCAGAGCCGGACACCGGCCUCGGAGAGAUUAGGAGCCAGAGGUGGAGACCAGGCCCAGCCACUGAGGUCGCACCCCAACCCAAAAAAUGACAUUCCCCUCGUCCCGGCAUCCAGUAAGCAGGCUGAGGACAGGCCCCAGCCUCCCAGUAAACCCCUGCCACCCGAUCCCGUGUCAAAACCCACCCAGUCGGUAGGGGAACGGCCGCGCCCUCCGACCAAGCCCCUCCCCCCUGACCCCGUUGCCCCCGGCAAUAAGGACCACGUUCCAGCUCGGCCCCCUCCUCCCACCAGGCAGCUGCCGGCGGUCCCCCCCUCACGCCCUGCCUCUGGGAUCACGCCGAAUCACAGAGCUAGAGGGUCUCCGGUGCCCCCAACUGGCCCGGGAACCGGCAGUCCCACCAGAGCCACCGGAGCCCCUGCCAGGCCCCCUCCCCCUCCUCCUCCCCCGAAAGUGAUGCCCCCGCCUCAGGGAUCCCACUCGCCCCAUCAGCAUAGCCACUGAGGACCCAGACGGCCAUCAGGAAUCUCUUUUUUGGGGUCCGAAGCGGGGUAUCUUCAGGGCCCCCCUGUGUGGACGUCUGGUGCUAAGGAGGCCCGGUCCAUCCCGGCCUGGUAAAUAUAGACCCCCUGGGACCCCCCCAGCUGACAUGUCAGGACUUCUGCGGUCCUCCACCCACUUUGAACAGCGGCGGUAAUCUGGUCCCGUGCGAACGGGAUUGGCGGCCGCCAUUCCGUGCCUACAGAGCAGGCGAGCGAGGAGCAGACCGCGGACAGACGGCUCACUGAUGGGGGAGAGAGCCAGAGCCAGAGCCACUGCACGGAAGAUCAGAAACUCUUCUUCUGUAACUGGAUCUCCUGAUCUAUCGGUCACCAGGGCUCUGUCCGAUCUUGUCACCACUGGUGCUUCAGAACCAAUCACAAAGGAAGCAGAACCUUGUCCCCAAUUACUGCCCUCUGUCCAAGUUUGAAGAUGACUUCUGUAGUGGUCGAAAACGUGGCUGCCAGUGUUUCAGAUGACUUUGCCCUCAGAUGUCCAGCUAUGAGCAUCUUGAAAUUACCAGCUACCAGCUGUUUCAAAACAUAGCUUGAGCUGUUUUUUUCAGCAGGGAGGCAUUUGGAAGUA